Molecule: messenger RNA, 4110 nt
Organism: Mytilus californianus (California mussel)
Lineage: Eukaryota; Metazoa; Mollusca; Bivalvia; Mytilida; Mytilidae
Product: irregular chiasm C-roughest protein-like
Exons: 16
Coding region: 940-3015 (691 amino acids)
Biological process (GO): cell-cell adhesion
Cellular component (GO): cell-cell junction
Molecular function (GO): cell adhesion molecule binding
Source: RefSeq, a predicted model, not a curated record
ACCGUCUCAGGAUCAGUCAAGUAUAGCCGUCAAUUCACCGUCGAUAUCACUUUAAUGUUUAUUGCUAUUUUACCAUUCACAUCAUUAUAAUUUGGAGAAGUAAACUACUUGUUAUCGAGUGACCCUUAAAACUAUAUAUUUAUUAUUGAAGGAGUGUAAUGAAGCAAGGACCUUAAUGCUUUUCAAAGGGAGGCGGGACUUUGUGGUAGACUGCUCCGUAUCAUUGAAGCAUCUAUACUUAUUACCUGGCGAAAUAAUAAUUUCAUACUUUCAUCUCUGAAUACAAUAGUUUAACAGAAAGUUGUUCUGAAGAAAUUUGUUUUUAUCAAUAUAGACAGACUUCAGAGCUAAAACUAAAUGUGUAACAUUUAAGAGACUAUAUUCAUACUGAAUUAUAUCAGAGCCUUGAAUUGGAUUAUUGAAAAGCUGAUUUUGAAUGAAAAUUGUGAAAUUUUGGAGUUUAAAAGAAAAUUUGAAUAUUAACAGGUAACAGUUGUAUAUCAUCCACUAAACAUGAUGUCAAAGUUUACAGAUUUAUAGAAAAGGACAGUAAUUCAGUGAGGAGGAUAAAAUAGAGAAAAGUGUUAUGUGGCCAUACAGGAUAUAAAACAGAACUGUCAACUACAACAAGAUAGGUGUAAACUAUCCAUAUCUAUACAACGCUGACUUCCAAUGUGGAUAAAGUUGUGACAUUGUAACAAAAGGUGUUAAUUGUCAUGUAAAUAUUUGCUCCAGAGGAAACAAAUCUAUGGAAUAAUCUGGUUACCAUUCCAUUAGAAACUCAAUCAUCUUAUAUUAAAAGAUGCUGAUGAUGAUACACACAGGUGUGGUCGGAGUUAUCUACCAUGGAUUAUACCUGUAAAAUUAAAUAAGAGAGUUGAAUUACGAAGAUAAGAAGUGAAAUAUUACCUACAGAGAUUUAAGUAAAAUAAAGACAAGAUGGAGCACAUAGAACCAUUGAAGCAACUGGUACUUUACAUUUCCAUAGCAACAGUUUUAUUUAUUAAUACAGUAUUAUCAGUACAGUCAUUCUAUGAACAACCUCGCAGUCACAAUGCUACAGUGAAUAGUACAGUAAUAUUUAAAUGUGUGAUACAGAACAAAGCUGGAGAAGUUCAAUGGAUGCAUGAUGGAUUAUCUCUCGGAUCAGAUAGAGAUUAUUCAGGGUAUGACCGAUACUCUGUCAUUGGUGGACGCAACGGUGUUCUGGAGGAAUUUAGUUUGAAGAUCACCGAUGUACAAUUGAAAGAUGAUGGUGAAUACAUAUGUUUUGUACUACGUACACAGUCUGAUCUUAGCAUUAAAACUGACCCACCAGUUACUCUUACAGUGUUAGUAAGACCAGAUCCUCCUGUGAUACAAGGUGGAAGUUUACAGAAAGUUACAUUAGGAGAGCAUAGAAAUUUAUCUUGUACAUCAGCCAAUGGCAAGCCAGGAGCAGAAAUCACAUGGUAUAAAGAUUCUGUACGAAUUGUUGAUAAAGUUUUCAGUGUGACUGAUAGAAAUGGUGUUAAAGACAAAAGGGAAACGACUAUCAGUCAUGUGACAAUUAUUCCUACAGAAGAGGAUCAUGGGAAGAGAAUAGAAUGUCGAGCAACUAACGCAGUACAAAUUCAACCUUUGAAAGCACUUGCUACUUUAGAUGUACAAUUUAAGCCUAGUAUAACCCUUAAAGUAAAUAUUACACGAAAGUUGCGAGAACAUGACUAUGUUAGAUUUACAUGUGAUGCUAAAGCAAAUCCUUCAGAAAUCACUUGGAAAUGGUAUAAAGAUGGAGAAUUUAUCCCUGGUGAAUCAAAGUUUACCUUGGACAUUGCCAACCUAAACCGAGAUGAUCAUCGUAGUAUACUGAUGUGUGAGGGCGAAAAUGCUAUCGGUAUUUCUAGGGCAACCACCACACUGGAUAUAGAAUAUGGUCCUAAAUUUGUCAACUUAAACAGCCAUAUACCUGUUGACCUUGGAACAUCAGUAACCUUGAACUGUGAAGCAGACGGCAACCCUUUACCCAGUAUUAUAUGGCGACGUGGUAGUUACCCUGAUGCCUUGAGUACAGAAAGACAGUACACUGUGCAUAACAUACAAGACCAUGAUCUAGGGCUAUAUAAAUGUACAGCCUCCUCCAUUAAUGCUGGAUUUGCUCCUAUUGAUGCAGAAAUUUACCUCAUGAGAAAAGAUCAACCAAAGAUAACCAGUUCUAAGAUACAGUACGCUGCCAAGGGAUCAACAGCAGACAUAGAAUGUAAAGCAAGAUCUGUUCCUAAUGCAGAUGAGGUUAUAUGGAUACGGAACGGAAAAGAGAUAGACUUUGCUUCGUCUGAACGAUACUCGUUUUCAGAAACUAGGAAACCAGAUGGUGUUAUAAAUACAUUACACAUACAGGAUUCAGAUGAUGAUGACUUUGGAGUUUAUAAUUGUACAGUUGUUAACAGUAUGGGACUGGAUUUCUUAGCUAUAACUCUCAAUCAGAAAGAAAUACUUGCUUUGUCAUACAUAGUAGGAGGAGUCAUUGGUGGAGUGGCAGUUAUAUUUAUCAUUGCUAUAGCUUGUGUGUUGUACCAUCGAUACAAAGGAUCUGAUAAUGAAUCCUAUGCAGAAACAGACAGUAAUACAGAAAUAAAAAAGAGAGAGAAAUCAGACUCUCCAACUGAAUUCCAGAAAGGAACACUAAUGGAUCAGUGGCGCCAAGAUCUCAAUUUCCAUUGUCCCCCUACUGAUUUUGAUGAAGUUUAUGGAAAAAUGAAUGGCACUGAAUCGAAAGUUACAAGUGGUUAUGGAACGUUACGAUCAGAAAAUUACAUAAAUGGUUAUGACAACCAUAAUGGACAUUUAUUUAGUGAUUAUAUACAUAGAUCUGAUGAAACAAUACCUGGGGACAGUCUCAUGGAUAAUGGGGUCCAUCAGUACGGAACCAGUACAUUCCGAUCACGACCAGAUUUUAACAAAUCUUCAGAUUCAGAUCCAUAUCAACUCCCUCCAGCUGAUAUUUCUACAACAAAACUAGCUACAAAUGUAUGAAACACUCUUUCUCAUUGGUUUGUGGAAACAAGUUUUCAUAUUUGUCGCAGAACUUUGAAUUUAAAAAAGUUGCAACUAAUGAUAAUAACAAUAUUGUUUUCCUGUGAGAAAAGCUAAUAAACAGAGAUGCAAUGUGUUGCAUUACACUUUUACUAUUUAGUGUCAAUUGUAUAAAGACCAAAGUAUAUAUGUUAUGACAUGCAGACUCUGAUGACCUUGAACUUUAAGUUAUUCAAGGAAAAAAUUGUCACAGUGAAGAAUGUUUUCCUGAAUUAUUUAUGAAAAUAAGUUGUCAUGGAAAUAACCCUGUGUCAGGAUAAUAAUCAGAAAAAAUGUUGGAUCUAUAUAAAAUCUAUUCAGAUACUGAUACUGAGUCAUAAUAAAUAGUUGGUGCUAGCCAAGAUGCCUGUGUGUUGAUGGAAGUUACAGGUUCAAAAAGAAGGACAUUAGUUGCAAUGGUGUGCAACAUAAAAAUUAGAACAACAGUUGUAUAUAAGCUUGUUUAAGUUACAUAUGAAGGUUAAUGUAACACGAUCUCGUGAAUAUUGAUAAUGCAAUAUGAAAUAUGUUUGUCAUUAUGCAACAGCCAAUAGAACUCUUGUCACAAUCAUCAAAACUGUGCCAGAAAAAGACAAUUCAAUUUAUAUUUGUCUGUCAUUACAAAUGUGUAAUUGUAUUGUUUAGAUUUCAAAAUCAAAGACUGUGUGUACAUGUGUGUGUUGUGUAACAUUAGUGCUAAGUGAUCUCUACUUAAAUGUGGCGCUGGUAGCUGUAUCUAAUAAUUAAUGUUAUGUUUACAUUGUGAUCACCUGUUUAUAAUGGUAUAUCUGUUUACAUUGUGAUCACCUGUUUAGUAUGGUAUAUCUGUUUACAUUGUGAUCACCUGUUUAGUAUGGUAUAUCUGUUUACAUUGUGAUCACCUGUUUAGUAUGGUAUAUCUGUUUACAUUGUGAUCACCUGUUUAGUAUGGUAUAUCUGUUUACAUUGUGAUCACCUGUUUAUAAUGGUAUAUCUGUUUACAUUGUGAUCACCUGUUUAGUAUGGUAUAUCUGUUUACAUUGUGAUCACCUGUUUAGUAUGGUAUAUCUUUUUACA